UCGCCGGAGGAAGCAGCGCGGGCCUUCACCGGGGUUGGCCCGCCGCCUCCGCCGCCGCCGCGCCUGGACCCGGUUCUUCUGGCCCGGCCCGACCCGGUCUGGCCCGCCCGGGCUCAGCGGCCGCGGGGCCACGGCUCCCGAUGGAAAUUAUAUAGACUAUUUGGAUGACAUCUUCCUGAAAGAUCUUCAGGAAUUACAGAAGACAAAAACACUAAUGCAUUUGAGAAAGUGGUAAAGUUUGUGGGGAGGGGAAAAAACUGCUUUCCUGAUCUGCAAUUCAUCUGGAUGUUAAGAUGUCUGUGGACAUGAAUAGCCAGGGGUCUGACAGCAAUGAAGAGGACUAUGACCCGAAUUGUGAGGAAGAGGAAGAGGAUGAGGACCCUGGGGACAUAGAGGACUAUUAUGUGGGCGUAGCCAGCGAUGUGGAGCAGCAGGGGGCCGAUGCCUUUGAUCCUGAGGAGUACCAGUUCACCUGCUUGACCUACAAGGAGUCCGAGGGUGCUCUCAAUGAGCACAUGACCAGCUUAGCCUCUGUCUUAAAGGUAUCUCAUUCAGUUGCUAAACUUAUAUUAGUUAAUUUCCACUGGCAAGUCGCAGAGAUAAUGGACAGAUACAAGUCUAAUUGUGCUCAACUGCUCGUUGAGGCUCGAGUUCAGCCCAAUCCGUCGAAACAUGUCCCCACAACCCAUCCCCCUCACCACUGCGCAGUGUGUAUGCAGUUUGUGCGGAAGGAAAACCUACUGUCUCUGGCCUGUCAGCACCAGUUUUGCCGCAGCUGCUGGGAGCAACACUGCUCAGUACUUGUCAAGGAUGGCGUGGGUGUGGGUGUCUCUUGCAUGGCUCAGGACUGCCCGCUUCGAACACCAGAGGACUUUGUGUUUCCAUUGCUGCCCAAUGAAGAAUUGAGAGACAAAUACAGACGCUACCUCUUCAGGGACUAUGUGGAGAGUCACUACCAGCUCCAGCUGUGCCCUGGUGCAGACUGCCCCAUGGUUAUCCGGGUACAGGAGCCCAGAGCUCGCCGAGUACAGUGCAAUCGAUGCAACGAGGUCUUCUGUUUCAAGUGUCGUCAGAUGUAUCACGCCCCCACAGACUGCGCCACAAUUCGGAAAUGGCUCACGAAGUGUGCAGACGACUCUGAAACAGCCAACUACAUUAGUGCUCACACUAAAGACUGUCCCAAGUGCAACAUCUGCAUUGAGAAGAAUGGAGGCUGCAAUCACAUGCAAUGCUCCAAGUGUAAACACGACUUCUGCUGGAUGUGUCUAGGAGAUUGGAAGACCCACGGCAGCGAGUACUAUGAGUGCAGUCGGUACAAGGAGAACCCUGACAUUGUCAAUCAGAGCCAGCAAGCCCAGGCCAGGGAGGCCCUCAAGAAGUACUUGUUCUACUUUGAGAGGUGGGAGAACCACAACAAGAGCUUGCAGCUGGAGGCACAGACAUACCAGCGGAUUCACGAGAAGAUUCAGGAGAGGGUCAUGAAUAAUCUGGGGACGUGGAUCGACUGGCAGUACCUACAGAAUGCUGCCAAGCUUUUGGCCAAGUGUCGAUACACCCUGCAGUACACGUACCCAUAUGCAUACUACAUGGAGUCUGGACCCAGGAAGAAGCUGGCCCUGCCCCGGCUACAGCCCCUUCUCCUUUUGACCCUCCUGCUCUACCCAUACAGUUUGAAUACCAGCAGGCUCAGCUGGAGGCUGAGAUCGAAAACCUGUCAUGGAAGGUGGAGCGUGCAGACAGCUAUGACAGAGGGGACUUAGAGAACCAGAUGCACAUAGCAGAGCAGCGGAGGAGAACCCUGCUGAAGGAUUUCCAUGACACCUAGGUUGGGACAUGGACGUGCCAGAGUGAGGAAGAUGUGGCUGCGAGGUCUCCCGGCUGCUGUACUGCAUGCUGCAGGCUCUGCCUUUCACAACCCCAGGCAACAGCCAGGGCCCCACUCCUGAGAGACACUGGCCACACACCUCUUAGUCGAUUUCUGUUUUUUUUUUUUCCCUCAUCUUUUGCUUUUUGUUUUUCCCAGGGUAGAGGCCAUGUUGAAUUGGCCUCUUCUCAGGACCUUUAAUUCCCCCUGGAUGGUUGUUGGGAGGGAGGGAAAGUUUUUUUUGAAUGACUAUUAAUAGGAUUAGAUCAUUACAACUUAUAAUUUUCAAAGGUUGUACAAUUAUACAAAAAAGAGGGGGCAAACAAACCAUAGAAUUACACAGAACCCUUUUUAAAAAUAAAUUGGCAUUGGAGUGUUUUAACCUCUAGCUAUUUUACUUAGAAUGUAACAUAUGCUGCCCGCUCACCUUGCCUCAGAAUCUCUACUGCAAGAGGGCCCCGGUGGUCUUUGCUUGCCAGAUUCAUAUGUGUUUGGCCACAGCUAGAGUCCCAAGGGAAGAGCAUGGGUGGCAGAUGGUGGGAAAUUAAGUUGGCCUGAGUUAUAGGCAUGGAGCGCAGGGAAUCACAUCGUGCCUCCUGUCUGGUCCUUGUAGACCCUUUUGUGGUCAGGUGCACUGCCUUACGUUGGCAGUGAGGAGACAAUACAGAACGGAGUCUUGCCAUGGGGUGUCAUCCUGUCUGAUGGCACUGUGUGUCUGUGGACUCAUCUUAAUUCUUGAAAGUGAGCUUUACCUGGGUCUGGCUACUCAGGCCAGAGCCCACAGCAGAACACAUAGGUGGGCUUGUGGCCCUCCAGACCAGGGGAUGUGAGUUCAGCACAGUUUUCUUUUGUUUUCUAAAGAUAGAGAUCCACUUUUAAAGGGGAUUGUUCCCCCAAAUAAAUUUGUUUUACCUUG
Orcinus orca (killer whale) is the source of this 2780-nucleotide messenger RNA. It is a transcript of the gene ARIH2, whose product is annotated as ariadne RBR E3 ubiquitin protein ligase 2. Bases 294 to 1760 code for a protein of 488 amino acids. The record is from RefSeq and is a predicted model, not a curated record. Lineage: Eukaryota; Metazoa; Chordata; Mammalia; Artiodactyla; Delphinidae. Gene Ontology annotation, cellular component: ubiquitin ligase complex; cytoplasm. The transcript is spliced from 16 exons. Gene Ontology annotation, biological process: positive regulation of proteasomal ubiquitin-dependent protein catabolic process; ubiquitin-dependent protein catabolic process; protein polyubiquitination. Gene Ontology annotation, molecular function: ubiquitin conjugating enzyme binding; ubiquitin protein ligase activity; zinc ion binding.